Messenger RNA from Manihot esculenta (cassava), 1079 nucleotides. Its product is annotated as 2Fe-2S ferredoxin. The record is from RefSeq and is a predicted model, not a curated record. Gene Ontology annotation, molecular function: 2 iron, 2 sulfur cluster binding. Gene Ontology annotation, cellular component: mitochondrion. Gene Ontology annotation, biological process: P450-containing electron transport chain. The coding region runs from base 206 to 802 and encodes 198 amino acids. The transcript has 8 exons. Lineage: Eukaryota; Viridiplantae; Streptophyta; Magnoliopsida; Malpighiales; Euphorbiaceae.
CUACCCGGUACGGUACAUCCCUAGAUUGUACGCCUCUACCAAAAACCUUGCAGCACUCAAACCUCAGCGCUGAUUGCAAGUUAGAUCGUAGACUUUCUCUUGGCUUCUUAUAAGAAAGGUUCUCCUUCUGCUAUUCUAUGUCUUUACUUCUUUGUCUUUGAUCGAAUAAAAUUUACCAAUCCGAGAGGUAUUAAGGUGGGCAAUUAUGCAAGUUUCUAGAUUUUCAAGAAUUGGCAUUCAGGCUGUUAAACAGCUUGCAAGAGGCACGUGUACAUCCUUGUGCAGAACAGAAUUUAUGAGAACACCUUAUAGUCAAUGUCGACAACCUUGGAUUGAAUUAUAUCCAGAGCGGAAGGUUUUCCAAGGUACCCUAUUUCAGAAGCAUUAUCUGUUUUCUACCACAGCUUCUGGUAGCGAUAUUGGGGUUGGAAGCGAAGGGAAGGACACGAUAUCUGUAACAUUUGUGGAUAAGGAUGGAGAGGAAAAGCACAUCAAAGUUCCAGUUGGAAUGUCUAUGUUGGAAGCUGCUCAUGAAAAUGAUAUAGAACUUGAAGGAGCAUGUGAAGGCUCACUUGCUUGUUCAACAUGUCAUGUGAUUGUCAUGGAUGUGGAAUAUUACAACAAAUUAGAAGACCCAACUGAUGAGGAGAAUGACAUGUUGGAUUUGGCCUUUGGCCUCACAGAAACUUCUAGAUUGGGUUGUCAGGUGAUUGCAAGGCCUGAACUUGAUGGAGUUCGCUUGGCUAUUCCUGCUGCCACAAGAAAUUUUGCCGUUGAUGGGUUUGUUCCAAAACCUCACUAGACAUGGAGCAACACUGGAACCUGUACGCAAAGUGUAAAGGACGCAAUCAUCCCAGUUUUGUAGCUUACAAAUUGUAUUCAAGCAAUGAGCAUCUCCAGUCCUAACCUAAUUUAUUGAUUGUCAUUGAUUAUUACUUAUUUUCAAGGGGAAUAUGGGAUUAUUACGUAUUACUUGGAAUUGAGAUUUUUGAAUCCAGAAUAAUGACAAAAAGGAAUGCCCGAUGCAUUACAAUACUUGUAAUUCUACUUCAAUUAAAGCUCUUUACCUUACGGGGCAA